Molecule: messenger RNA, 624 nt
Organism: Fraxinus pennsylvanica
Lineage: Eukaryota; Viridiplantae; Streptophyta; Magnoliopsida; Lamiales; Oleaceae
Source: the annotation of a GenBank genome assembly
AUGGCAGCGGCAGCUUCCACUUCCAUGGCGGCGACAGCCGUCUUGCUCCAUCGACUUCCCACCAAAAGCACGGUCCACUGCUCCACCUUGCCGUGCCUGCCACCCCCUUUCUCCAAUUCAGCUUUCUCCACUUCCUUCAAGCCCUUUUCAGAGUCGAGGAGGUCUUCUUGUCUCCAGGUCAAAGCCUCAUCUUCAGACGAGACAUCUGCAGUUGAUGCUAGUGAAUUACUAACAGACCUAAAAGAAAAGUGGGAUGCUGUUGAAAACAAGUCUACAGUACUUCUUUAUGGAGGAGGGGCAAUCGUGGCAACUUGGUUAGCUUCCAUUGUUGUUGGCGCAGUUAACUCGGUCCCUUUGCUUCCGAAGAUCUUGGAGUUGGUUGGUCUCGGAUACACUGGAUGGUUUGUGUACCGUUACCUUCUUUUCAAGUCAAGUAGAAAAGAACUGGCAGAAGACAUUGAAGGGUUGAAGAAGAAGAUUGCUGGAACUGAAAUUGAGCUUGUCACUUUUCAAAAUAGUCCUCACUACAAAAUUCACCGCCACCGCCAACUUCACCUCUGUGGCCUUCCCAGAAAUUUGACUACCUGCAUUGCUUUCUGCCGAAGAGAGAUUAGGGGGUUAUAG